GUGCCGUCCAAUGGCUGUCGAUGAGACCGUCGCUGCUGCCGGGUGACGGUGUCACAGUGUAACACUCUCCUGCUGCAGGGAGAUGGGCUGGCGGCCGCUCGCACUGACCCGGGGAGUGCGCGCACUGCAGGACUCCCGCUGCCUUCUGGAUGACGAGGGGCUUUGCUGAAGACAUUUACGAUGAGCGGGGUCACCUAUGGAACGCAUUGAGCCCCUUGGCCCAUCGUGACUUCACAUCAACAUGACGGGGUCUAGCUCUACCUUCCACCGGGCACAUAGUAAACGCUGUCAUUCUCACCACCAAAAUGGGGGGCCCAAGACAAAGCCCACCCGCUCUAAAAGCUUGCAAGACCGGCCGCUGGCUUCUUCUCUUACGCCUGCCCCGGCCAGUGCGUCCGGUAACAGCUCGGGGGGAUACUCGGAGGAGGAGGACAAGGAGGUUGGGACGCUCUUCUAUGUCAACAAGAGUGGGUUCCCCAUUGACAGCCAGACGUGGGAGAGGAUGUGGGGACAUGUGGCCAAAGUCCACCCCGAAGGCAAGGAGAUGGUGGACAAGAUCAGAAACGCCACCCUGCUUUCCAAGCCUUUGGUGCCAGCUGUACCAACCUACAGGGCAUCCAUGUCUAUCCCAGACUGGCUCCAGGCCGUACAGCGAUACAUGAAAUUGCUGCAAUAUAAUCACACGGGGACUCAGUUCUUCGAAAUUCGAAAAACAAGACCAAUAAGCGGGUUAAUGGAGACUGCGCGGGAGAUGACCAGAGAAUCCUUACCCAUAAAAUGCCUGGAAGCCGUCAUCCUGGCCAUCUAUCUGACAAACGGACAGCAGUCUGUGGAGCGCUUCCCCAUUAGCUUUAAAACCCAGUUCUCAGGAAGCUACUUUCACCACGUCGUGCUCGGCAUCCACUGCAACGGACGCUACGGGUCGCUGGGCAUGAGCAGAAGAUCCGACCUCAUGGACAAGCCCAUGACGUUUCGGACGUUAAGCGAACUCAUCUUUGACUUUGAGGAGUCUUACAAAAAGUAUUCUCACACGGUGAAAAAGGUGAAGAUUGGCUUAUACGUCCCGCACGACCUUCACACCUUCCAGCCCAUCGAGUGGAAGUAUUUAGUUAUCAACAUGGUGAAGAUGACGCGAGCCGACAUAAAGAAAGAAUUGGAGAAACACGCCAGGGACAUGAGGAUGAAGAUACUGAAAUCCUCGAGUGUCCAGUCUCCUGUAAAAGAAAGAAGAGGGAAGUCUGUAUCUCCUCCGAGGGGGAGCCCUCAGAGACGUGUCUGCAGGAGAGAUAAAUCGCCAGCAAGAAUAGACAAGAAACCAGCGGACCUCAGCACCCUGAAUGACGUUGGCUACCAAAUUCGGAUUUAAAGACCCUGCGGAAGAAGCAGAAUUCCCUGGUGCUUCCCGUUGCACUUUACCCCGCCGCCUGUUCUUUUUCUAAAGAUUUGUGACUAUUUAUUACGACGUUUUAUUUAUGCUUUCAUUUAAGAUUUUUGCAUUUUACACUUUUUUACUAUUAAGCUUACCAGCUUUCCUGAAGGAUGAUCUUCUCCCCGGCACCAGCGCGCUUAUUUCUGGCUAAUAUUUAUAGGGUGUCCUCCUGGCCUCACGCGUUUCACGGCUACCGGGUUUAUUAAGUGAUGCGCGAACGUCGUUUCUAUGGUAAUAACAGAUUCUGUCGAUAGAUUCCCAGGAAACGCGUCCUUACGUUGACCAGGGACGGGAAUAAACGGAGAUCUUUGUGUAAUGUGGACAAUCAAAUGCAAAAAAGGUCACUUUAAUGCUGUGCCACGGAGCUGAGAAUGCGACCUGCCGUGGCUUCCUUUUGGUAGCCAGGGCGAGAAAACUUCUGGUUCAAGAUAAGAUCUUCCAAAAGAGGGACAGAGAAGUGUUAUGUCAUUUCUUAUGCCAAGUUACCGGGACAGUGAGGAGCCAAAGAGAUAAAGACGUGAGGCUCUGUACGGAAAUGUUUUUGAGUGCCCAUCACACCUGGUUAUCAUCACACCUGGUCACCAUCACACCUGGUUAUCAUCACUUCUCCCCAACGUGUAUUGCAUAAUCUUGUGUCCUGGAGGAAGAGAUUUGGGGCCCGUCCCUUGUGCGUAAGGAAGCAGGGAGACCUUGAGUUGCUUUUCUUAUAAUAGUGAAUGAAA
Messenger RNA from Spea bombifrons (plains spadefoot toad), 2151 nucleotides. It is a transcript of the gene VASH2, whose product is annotated as vasohibin 2. Bases 242 to 1366 code for a protein of 374 amino acids. Gene Ontology annotation, cellular component: cytoplasm. Gene Ontology annotation, biological process: regulation of angiogenesis. The record is from RefSeq and is a predicted model, not a curated record. The transcript has 8 exons. NCBI's taxonomy places the organism in Eukaryota, Metazoa, Chordata, Amphibia, Anura, Pelobatidae.